Zychaea mexicana is the source of this 1478-nucleotide messenger RNA. Its product is annotated as P-loop containing nucleoside triphosphate hydrolase protein. NCBI's taxonomy places the organism in Eukaryota, Fungi, Mucoromycota, Mucoromycetes, Mucorales, Lichtheimiaceae. Gene Ontology annotation, molecular function: RNA binding; RNA helicase activity; ATP binding. The record is from RefSeq and is a predicted model, not a curated record. The coding region runs from base 98 to 1441 and encodes 447 amino acids. Gene Ontology annotation, biological process: poly(A)+ mRNA export from nucleus. Gene Ontology annotation, cellular component: nucleus; cytoplasmic stress granule. The transcript is spliced from 11 exons.
GUAAAUUCUAUCCACGCAGAAUUUUAUACAGGCACUCUUUCUCCGUGAACUUCCUCCUUCUCCGUGAACUUUAAGAAAAGUAAAGGAACAAAUCACAAUGGAAAGCAUCAACGUUCGUCUUGGCGACUUAACUGGAGCGUCAAGGUGGAGCAACGACCAAGGCAUCGAUCAACACCAACCUCGUUUUGAUCUAGCACCCAGUGGUUUAUUGGACAGCAGUUUCGACGUACACGUUCGCACUGCGGGUCAAGACAGCUCUCCGUUGUCUUCAGUUAAAAGCUUUGAAGAAUUGGGCCUGCACCCGGAUUUGUUGCAAGGCAUAUAUGCGAUGGGAUUCAGCAAGCCAUCCAAGAUCCAAGAAAGAGCCUUGCCAAUGCUACUCGCCAAUCCGCCAAAAAACAUGAUCGGCCAAUCACAAAGCGGAACUGGCAAAACUGCAGCUUUCUCGCUAAACAUUCUCAACCGUGUCGACUCCAGUUUGCGUGUACCACAGGCUAUCGUCUUGGUCCCGUCUCGCGAACUUGCGAGACAGAUCGCUGAUGUUUUGCAAACCAUGGCCAAGUUCACUAAGAUCAACAUCGGCAUGGCUGUCAAGGGUGGUCUACAUCGUGGUAGACGGCUCGAUGAGCACGUGAUCGUUGGCACGCCUGGUUCUGUCCAAGACGCAAUUCGACGUGGUCUACUCCCUACCCAACAAAUCAAGGUGUUUGUCUUGGAUGAAGCAGACAACAUGUUGGACCAAGACGGUUUGGGCGACCAAAGCAUUCGUAUUAAAGGAUCUUUGAAAGUCGAACCUCAAAUUGUUUUAUUUUCUGCCACGUUCCCUGAUAAUGUCCGCAAGUUUGCUCCACGCUUUGCUCCUGAUGCUAACGAAAUCUCCUUGCGUCGCGAAGAACUGAGUGUUGAUACUAUCAAGCAGUUCUAUAUGGAUUGUCAAAAUGAGGAACACAAGUAUGAGGUACUCUGCAAUUUGUAUGACAUCCUGACUGUCAGUCAAAGUAUCAUUUUUUGCCGUCGCCGUGAAACUGCUGAUGAGAUCGCCAGACGCAUGACAGAGCAAGGCCAUGCUGUUCUCUCACUGCACGGUAUGAUGUCUCCUGAAGAGCGUGACGAGGUGAUGGAUCAUUUCAGACGCGGCGAAUCCAAAGUGUUGGUGACCACAAACGUCCUUUCGCGUGGUAUCGAUAUCAUGCAGAUCAGCGUUGUGAUCAACUAUGACAUGCCAUUGGAUCACUACAACAACCCUGAACCAGAAACAUAUCUCCAUCGUGUGGGUCGAACGGGUCGCUUUGGUCGUACCGGUGCUAGUAUCAACUUUGUGCACGAUCGUGAGAGCUGGGAGCAUAUGAACGCUAUCGAAGAACAUUUCCAGAAACGUAUUGAACGCGUACCAACUGAUAACUGGGAACAAGUUGAACGCAUUCUGAAAACGAUCCUGUAAAGCUUGCUUACUCGCACAUGAACUCUCUUUCUCUCUU